Lathyrus sativus (Indian pea) is the source of this 798-nucleotide messenger RNA. The record is from the annotation of a GenBank genome assembly. NCBI's taxonomy places the organism in Eukaryota, Viridiplantae, Streptophyta, Magnoliopsida, Fabales, Fabaceae.
AUGUCAAAACAAAGGUUGGAAGGUAAGGUUGCCAUAGUGACAGGAGCAGCAAGCGGCAUAGGAGCAGAGGCAGUGAAGACAUUUGCCGACAGCGGAGCAUUUGUAGUUAUGGCAGACAUCAACGACGAAUUGGGUCACCAACUCGCAGCUUCGAUUGGCUUAGACAAAGUGAGUUACCACCACUGUGACGUGAGAGAUGAAAAACAAGUUGAACAAACUGUAUCCUUCACCUUAGAGAAAUAUGGCACCUUAGACAUCAUGUUCAGCAACGCUGGAAUUCCAGGUCCUUUGUCUAGCAUACUAGAAUUCGAUUUGAACGAAUUCGACAACACCAUGGCUGUAAAUAUUCGAGGCGCGGCUGCAGCUAUCAAGCAUACUGCACGUGUCAUGGUGGAUCGAAAAAUCCGAGGAUCGAUUAUCUGUACUGCUAGUGCGGCUGCCUCUGUUGCUGGAAGUGCUGGCCAUGAUUAUGUGACAUCCAAACAUGGUCUUGUAGGACUUGUAUGUUCAACAUGCGGUGAACUUGGAGCUUAUGGGAUUAGAGUGAACUCUAUUUCACCGUAUUUAGUUGCCACACCUCUUGUAUGUAAAGCACUGAAGAUGGAGGUGAGUGAAGUUGAAGCUGAUGCAAAUGAUUGUGGUAAUUUGAAAGGAGUUACAUUGAAGGCUAAGCAUAUUGCAGAAGCUGCUUUGUUUCUUGCUUCUGAUGAAUCUGCUUAUAUCAGUGGACACAACUUGGUGGUUGACGGUGGCUUCUCUGUCAUUAAUACUUCUUUUCCUAGUAUUAUCAAGAACUAG